This is a messenger RNA of Nannospalax galili (Upper Galilee mountains blind mole rat), 2740 nucleotides long. It is a transcript of the gene Serpine1, whose product is annotated as serpin family E member 1. Gene Ontology annotation, biological process: negative regulation of plasminogen activation; negative regulation of vascular wound healing; negative regulation of endopeptidase activity. The record is from RefSeq and is a predicted model, not a curated record. Gene Ontology annotation, molecular function: serine-type endopeptidase inhibitor activity. NCBI's taxonomy places the organism in Eukaryota, Metazoa, Chordata, Mammalia, Rodentia, Spalacidae. The coding region runs from base 174 to 1382 and encodes 402 amino acids. The transcript is spliced from 9 exons.
CAGAGCAGAACACAGCUGGAUCUGGCUGCUGCAGGGCCGAGGGCCUGCGAAGAAUAAAGAAAGUCACACUCCCCUGCAGCGGGACACAGCCAGAGGGACACAGCCAGCCUGACAGCUGAGACACAGUCACCGAGCAGGGCAGUCAAUCGCAAGCCACCUUUGAAAACUUCAGGAUGUGGACAUCUUCAGCAUUUGUUGGCCUCACGUUGGGCCUGAUUCUCCUAUUUGGCGAAGGGUCUGCCUUGCACCUUCGAGACUCCCAGACAGCACGCCGGGCCACCGACUUUGGUGUUAAAGUGUUCCAGCAGGUGGUGCAGGCUUCCAAGGACCGCAAUGUGGUUUUCUCCCCCUAUGGGGUCUCCUCAGUGCUGGCUAUGCUGCAGCUAACUACAGCAGGAGAUACCAGACAUCAGAUCCAAGAUGCGAUGGGAUUCAAAAUCAACGAGAAGGGCACAGCCCCUGCCCUCCGUCGGCUGUCCAAACAGCUCUUGGGGCCCUGGAACCAGGGUGAGAUCAGCACCACAGAUACCAUCUUUGUCCAGCGGGACCUGGAACUGGUCCAGGCCUUCAUGCCCCACUUCUUCAGACUCUUCCGGAGGACAGUGAAGCAGGUGGACUUCUCAGAGGUGGAGAGAGCGAGAUUCAUCAUCAAUGACUGGGUGGAGAAGCACACCAAAGGCAUGAUCAAAGACUUGCUUGCAGAAGGGACCGUGGAUCAGCUGACCCGCCUUGUGUUAGUGAAUGCCCUGUACUUCAAAGGCCAGUGGAAGACGCCCUUUGCAGAAUCCAGCACCCACCACCGCCUCUUCCACAAGUCUGAUGGCAGCACAGUCUCUGUGCCCAUGAUGGCUCAGACCAACAAGUUCAACUACACUGAGUUCACAACUCCAGAGGGUCACUACUAUGACAUCCUAGAACUGCCCUACCAUGGGGAAACCCUCAGCAUGUUCAUCGCAGCGCCCUACGAAAAGGACGUGCCCCUCUCUGCCCUCACCAAUGUUUUGGAUGCCGAGCUCAUCAGACAAUGGAAAGGCAACAUGACCAGACUGCCCCGCCUCCUUGUCCUGCCCAAGUUCUCUCUGGAGACAGAAGUUGACCUCAGGAAGCCCCUGGAGAAUUUGGGCAUGACUGACAUGUUUAGCCCAGCCCAGGCUGACUUCACAAGCCUUUCUGUCCAAGAGCAGCUGUACGUAUCACAGGCACUGCAGAAAGUGAAGAUUGAGGUGAACGAGAGUGGCACAGUGGCAUCUUCAUCCACAGCAAUUCUGGUCUCAGGCCGCAUGGCCCCUGAAGAGAUCAUCAUGGACCGACCCUUCCUCUUUGUAGUUCGGCACAAUCCUACAGAGACAGUGCUUUUCAUGGGCCAAGUGAUGGAGCCUUAGACAGAGAAAAGAGAAGUCUUCAUUUGGGACAAAACUGGAGCUGCAUCAGAUGGGAAGAAACACUGAAGGAAAAGAAUUAUUGUUCUCAUGGCUCUUUCAGGAAAAAUAAGUUUGCCAUUAUCUCCCCAGAGUGGUAAAUUUUCCCAACUCAGACUAGUGAAGGAAAAAGAGGACCUUUGAGUCUAACUCCCUCUCUAGAGACCCCUGUUGCACAAAGUUCUCCAACCCAGAGCCUAUGUCUGCCCAUCUUUCUACCCAGUCAGUCUUUGGACCUGGUACCUAUCAAGACCUCAGCAGGAUGGAGCCACUUGGCUUACACUCUGCCUCUGCUGCGGAGGCUGGCCGUGGGCCAAAGGAAGAAGCGUUCUUCCAGCUCAAGGUCCAUUGUGGAACUGACCACCUUGCCCAGCUCAGAGGGGACAGCAGAUGGAGAGAUGAAAUGCUCGCUCAGUGUUGAGCCUCCUCCCACCCCAUCUCGCCCUCCCUUGAACAGCAGGGAGGAUACCUGGGGUAUGCUUGAAUAUUUAUCAUUUUAUUGCCCUUGUGUGAUUGUUGAGAGAAGUAGGAAUGUUAAGGAAAACAUUUAUUUAAACUAUGACACACGGUGUUCUUUUUGGGGUCUAUACCCGUGGAUCUCAGUUCUUUCCCUCUGACCUGCUCAGGCGAUGGAACUCACACUGCCACCUAGUGGGGGCCAGAGCCCCCUGUGGCUCUUCUUCCUAGAUUCUUGGCGGCCCAGGUUAAGGACCAAAAAAAAAAGAUGGGAUGGAAGAGAGGGGAGAGAUUUGAGGGAGGGCAAAACCGUUCAAAUUUUUCCAAUAUAUUCAGGAACAUAAAGACAAAAGGGGCUGCAUGACCUAACAGGACAGAACUUUCUCCAAUUACUGGAUGACUCAGAGCCGCCCUGGUGACUCACUCCAAUGUGUCAUUUCCGGCUGCUGUAUGUGAGCAGUAGACACGUGGGGUGGGGGGGUUGAUGAAAGAGACAGCCAGCCCUGGAUGAACCACCUUAGUUAGAUAAUCUUUUCUGAAAGCCUUCUAGCUGGGCAUAUGAUGGGAAAACCAAUUUAUUGAAGAAUUGCACAUGGAGGUGACGUGAAUGUAAUCCUGCAGAAGCCCAUUUUGAAUCUAAUACAUUCUCCACCAAAAAAAAAAAAAUUCUCAUUCUUUGUUUUUUGGUGUUUUCUUUUUUCUUUUCUGUGUUCAUUAUGCACUGGACAGCCACAUACCGUGUACCCACAAGGGGUCCCCAAAUGUGGGGUCAAAAUGUUCUUGAAAUUGUGUUGGUUAUGUAUGCUCUUUUUCACUUUUGAUAUAUAAACAAGUAAAAACGUUUAAAAAAACACAAUAAAUACAAA